AAUAAUAUAUAUUGCACAUAGAAUCUAAGGUGAAAUAAUCAAGAACAUAAUCAUGAAGACAACAUCUUUCCUCGUAGCUUGUGUGUUACUGUCUUGUUUCCUUGGGGCUUGCCACGGAGGCAACCUUAGGAAAAAUUUCUAUAGAAAUUCCUGUCCUCAAGCUGAAGCUAUUGUUAAGACCAAAAUCCAACAACACGUUGCUGCAAGGCCUGAAUUGCCAGCCAAAUUGAUUAGGAUGCAUUUUCAUGACUGUUUCGUCAGGGGUUGUGAUGGAUCGGUUUUGUUAGACUCAACUGCCACAAGCAAAGCGGAGAAGGAUUCUAUUCCUAAUUUAUCAUUAGCUGGCUAUGAUGUCAUUGAUGAUAUAAAAGCAGCAAUUGAAGCAAAAUGUUCCGGAAUUGUAUCUUGUGCUGACAUUCUGGCAUUGGCAACUAGAGACGCUUUUUCUGUCCGAUUUAAUAAUGUGCCUCUGUGGGAAGUGCUUACUGGUAGAAGAGAUGGGAGAGUGUCCACAGCAAGUGAAGCCUUGGCCAAUCUUCCACCACCUUUCUUCAACUUCACCCAGCUCAAACAAAGCUUCGAAAGUAAAAAACUCACCGUGCAUGACCUCGUUGUAUUAUCAAGUGCACACACAAUUGGAGUAGGGCAUUGCAAUCUCUUCAGCAAUAGGCUUUUCAAUUUCACUGGAAAAGGUGAUCAAGAUCCUUCACUAAACCCCACAUAUGCUGACUUCUUGAAGACGAAAUGCCAGGGACUAAGUGACACAACCACAACGGUGGAGUUGGAUCCUAAUGGCUCUACCAAAUUUGACAAUGACUAUUAUAACAUCCUUGUACAGAACAAGGGUCUGUUCCAAUCAGAUGCUGCGCUUCUAACAACAAAGACAUCAAGGAACAUUGUCAAUGAAUUGCGUAACCAAAACAAGUUCUACACGGAGUUUGGACAAUCAAUGCAGAGAAUGGGAGCCAUUGAAGUCCUCACUGGCUCUGCUGGGGAAAUUAGGCAUAAGUGUUCUGUUGUCAACUCCAAUUAAUUAAUCAUUUAAAAAAAAAACUAAAUUUGUUUCUUUGGUUUUGAUUUCAUUUCAUUAUUUGAUUAAUGUUGCCGGUGUUGUGAAAUUGUUCUCUUGGAAUUUGGCAUCCUUUUUUGCUUUCUUUUGAAAUGUGCCUGGUUUAUUGGUUUAUGGAGUUUGAUAA
Arachis duranensis is the source of this 1196-nucleotide messenger RNA. Its product is annotated as peroxidase 3-like. The coding region runs from base 53 to 1033 and encodes 326 amino acids. The transcript is spliced from 4 exons. Gene Ontology annotation, cellular component: plasmodesma; plant-type cell wall. Gene Ontology annotation, biological process: hydrogen peroxide catabolic process; response to oxidative stress. The record is from RefSeq and is a predicted model, not a curated record. Gene Ontology annotation, molecular function: heme binding; peroxidase activity. NCBI's taxonomy places the organism in Eukaryota, Viridiplantae, Streptophyta, Magnoliopsida, Fabales, Fabaceae.